This is a messenger RNA of Ogataea parapolymorpha DL-1, 366 nucleotides long. RefSeq lists its product as hypothetical. The transcript has a single exon. The record is from RefSeq and is a predicted model, not a curated record. Gene Ontology annotation, cellular component: mitochondrial inner membrane. Bases 1 to 366 code for a protein of 121 amino acids. NCBI's taxonomy places the organism in Eukaryota, Fungi, Ascomycota, Pichiomycetes, Pichiales, Pichiaceae. Gene Ontology annotation, biological process: mitochondrial respiratory chain complex IV assembly.
AUGGGCACCUUCGACAAUAAGACAUUUCGCUCCAAGCGACAACAGGCAGAAUACGAACGCUCUUUCAUAGGCCGCUAUCAAGCCCUAAUCAAGAAGAACUCAUUUUUGUAUCUCGGUCUUCCGAUGAUGUUGUCUGUGGCCUUUGGUUCGGUGAUUCUCUCCAAAUUUACGGCAUUGCGUUACGAGCAAAGGGAUGAGAAAGUGAAAGAACUUGACGAGCAACAAGCACUUGACCUUGCCACUAAAAAGCGGAAAGUUGAUAUUAAAGAAGAAUACUACAAACUUCAAGGCCUUCUGGAUGAGCACGAGAAUUGGGAACCCAAGAGAGUCGAAAGACUUCCUGGGGAAUCUGAAAAUGUGUUUUGA